Solanum verrucosum is the source of this 601-nucleotide messenger RNA. Its product is annotated as nerylneryl diphosphate synthase CPT2, chloroplastic. The record is from RefSeq and is a predicted model, not a curated record. NCBI's taxonomy places the organism in Eukaryota, Viridiplantae, Streptophyta, Magnoliopsida, Solanales, Solanaceae. Bases 1 to 510 code for a protein of 169 amino acids. Gene Ontology annotation, cellular component: chloroplast stroma. The transcript has 3 exons. Gene Ontology annotation, biological process: plastid membrane organization; polyprenol biosynthetic process; response to cold.
AUGGGGGAGGAGGUUGAUUUCUUGAUGCAAUUGUUUGAAGAAUUCUUUAACGGAUUUUUGAGGUUUGGAGUGCGAGUGUCUGUUAUUGGUUGUAAAUCCAACCUUCCAAUGACAUUACAAAAAUGCAUAGCAUUAACAGAAGAGACUACAAAGGGCUACAAAGGACUUCACCUUGUGAUUGCACUAAACUAUGGAGGAUAUUAUGACAUAUUGCAAUCAACAAAAAACAUUGUCAAUAAAGUAAUGAAUGGUUUAUUACAUGUAGAAGACAUCAACAAGACUUUAUUUGAGCAAGAACUUGAAAGCAAGUGUGUAAGUAUUCCAAAUCCUGAUUUACUUAUAAGGACAGGAGGUGAACAAAGAGUUAGUAACUUCUUGUUGUGGCAAUUGGCUUAUACUGAAUUCUACUUCACCAACACAUUGUUUCCUGAUUUUGGAGAGAAAGAUCUUAAGAAGGCAAUACUUAACUUUCAACAAAGACAUAGACGUUUUGGUGGACGCACAUAUUGAAAACCAUUGUUAAUUUUUAGACCUAGCCCCUUGUAUGUCUUGUUUUAUGUGUUUUAGACUACAACAAAUAAAAGACUUUUCAGUAACUAUU